Messenger RNA from Ustilaginoidea virens, 819 nucleotides. RefSeq lists its product as uncharacterized. Bases 1 to 819 code for a protein of 272 amino acids. The transcript is spliced from 2 exons. Lineage: Eukaryota; Fungi; Ascomycota; Sordariomycetes; Hypocreales; Clavicipitaceae. Gene Ontology annotation, molecular function: GTPase activity; nickel cation binding. The record is from RefSeq and is a predicted model, not a curated record.
AUGGCCCAUACUCACCCCCAGGGCGCCGGCUGGCAUUCACAUGAUGGCUUCUCGGCACAGGAACACGGCCAUUCGCAUGAGAUUCUGGACGGGCCCGGAAGCUACAUCGGCCGAGAAAUGCCCAUAGUACAAGGGAGAAAUUGGUCUGAUCGGGCCUUUACCAUUGGCAUCGGAGGACCUGUUGGAUCAGGCAAGACAGCCCUCAUGUUGGCGCUGUGUCUGGCCCUCCGGUCAAAGUACUCCCUCGCUGCUGUUACAAACGACAUCUUCACGCGCGAAGAUGCCGAGUUUCUUACUCGCCACGCCGCCCUCCCGCCCGAGCGCAUCAGGGCCAUCGAAACCGGCGGUUGCCCUCACGCCGCCGUCCGGGAGGACAUUUCGGCCAACCUGGCUGCUCUGGAGGAUCUCCAUGCCAAGUUCUCCCCCGACCUGCUGCUCAUCGAGUCCGGCGGCGACAACUUGGCCGCGAAUUAUUCUCGCGAGCUGGCCGACUUCAUCGUCUACGUGAUUGACGUCAGUGGCGGCGACAAGGUGCCUCGCAAGGGAGGACCGGGAAUCACGCAGAGCGACUUGCUCGUGGUCAACAAGACCGACCUGGCCGAGGCUGUGGGUGCCGAUCUCGGGGUCAUGGAGAGGGACGCCCGCAAGAUGAGAGAAGGUGGACCGACGGUUUUCGCGCAGGUCAAGAAGGAUGUGGGUGUGGACCACAUUGUGAAUCUGAUCUUGAGUGCUUGGAAGGCAAGUGGUGCCGAGCAAGAGAGAGUGAAGCAAGGAGGCCCGAAACCUACGCCAGGUUUGGACACUCUGGAGAGGAAAUAG